Molecule: messenger RNA, 930 nt
Organism: Vicia faba (fava bean)
Lineage: Eukaryota; Viridiplantae; Streptophyta; Magnoliopsida; Fabales; Fabaceae
Source: the annotation of a GenBank genome assembly
AUGUACAUAAAAUCAGUGAAAGCUACCCGCCUAAAAAUGACGGACAUAGAGUCUGAUAGAAUUAGUUGCUUGUUGGAUCAACUUAUAGACAAUAUUCUCUCAUAUUUGUCAAUUAAGGAGGCAGGGAGAACUAGUGUUUUAUCCCGCAAAUGGGGGAAGAAAUGGUCCACACAACCAGAUCUUGUGUUCGAUAAACGAAGUGUAUCUACUUUGGCUCUGGAAGACCUUUCAAUUAUACGGCGCAAGUUUUUGAGGAUGAUUGAUCAUGUACUUUUACUUCACUCUGGCCCAAUCAACAAGUUCAAGCUCUCCAACUCCGGUUCUAAUAUCAUGGAUGUGAACUCUCUGGCUGAUAUUCAUCGCUGGAUUCUUCAUCUAACCGGAAGCAAUCAACGUAGAUUGCAUGGAUGCUCUAGCAAUUUGCUCAAGCUUUUCGAUCAUCAACCUCACAUUGUGAGGCUAGUGAUUGGUGAUUAUUUUCUAAAGUACUUGGCUGCAGGUGUUGUGCCAGUAAAGCUGCCUACUCCUUGUAUGAAUCUAACAUAUCUUGGUUUAUUAAUAAACUUCAUUGAUUCGAAGGAAAUUUCGGUUGUUCUUUGCUUGCUCAAAAGUUCACCAAAGAUUCGAGAGUUCACAAUGUUUGCGAUAGAGAAGCAGCCUGGCCUUUUAACACCCGCUUCAUACUGUUGUGAAGAUAUCUUUUCAAAGCCAGACAUCCCCCUCGGAUUGCGAUAUGAUAACAUAGAGGAUAUCUCCGGUAACAAAUUUGAAUUAGAUUUUAUCAAAUAUUUACUUCUAUAUUCUCCUGUGUUAGAAAAUAUGAUUGUGAAGCCUACUCAAAAUGUUAAACCGGAGUUGAUGACAGAAUUAAUCUGUUUCAAGAGAGCGUCGAGCCAGGCCGAAGUUAUUUACCGUGGAAAAGAUUCUUGA